AUGUCAAAGAGGAAAACCAAUUCACUACUUAAAAGAAUCAAAGAAAGAAAAGAGACUUCUCAAUUGUCAUCUAGAGAUAAAAAGUAUUAUCAACAAAUUGAAAAAGCCUUAACUUCUUUUGAAAAUUUAGAGGAAUGGGCAGAUUAUAUUUCAUUCUUGUCAAAAUUAUUUAAAUCAUUGCAAUAUUUAGCUGAAUCAAAGAAUGAAGAUUCAUUUUAUAUUCCAUAUUCUGAUCAGGUAUCUUUUAAAUUAUCAUUAUGUGUAUCUCCUAACCUUCCAAAUGGUGUUCAUCAAAAAGCAUUAAGUAUUUAUGAAUAUAUCUUUAAUAAUCUACCUAAUGAAUUAUUAAAUGAAGAAAUCCAUUUAUGGUUAAAUGGUUUAUUGCCAUUGUUAUCUUAUGCGUCGAUACUGGUAAAACCUCAAAUAUUACAAUUAUACAAACACUUGCUAUUUGAAAAACUAAAUAAUGAUUCUUUGAAAAGGAUUUUACAACCUAUUCUUCUUUGCUUAUUUUCUGGUUUAGAUGAUGAAAAUUCAGAAGUAUUUGACGAUGUUUUUGAGUUACUCGAUAACUUUAAAAAGAAAAUUAAUGACGAUUCACAAUUUUGGCAAAAUAUAUUUAUUUGCAUUAUCAACAAUUCUGAGCGACGUAUUGGUGCUCUUAAUUGGUGCAGCAGAAGAUUGCCUCGAUUCAUUACAACAAAAGAUUCUAAUGGUAAUGCUAUACUUUCAGCAGAAGCACAAUUAUGUUUGACACCAGAGGCUGGUCUUUUGGCUAGGUCAUUUUCAGUUGCAGUUGAUCCUUUUAGAACUAUUGAUGUGGUUGUAGUGAGAGGUUUUUUUGAUUUAUUAUUAUCUCAUAUUCCUUUAGAUUCUGAAAUUAUGAAAUCUACAAUAACACCCAAAGAUAAAGAGUUGUUAAUCAUGUCAUGUAGUAAAAUUUCCUUGAAGAAGGAUAUGAGCUUGAAUAGGCGAUUAUGGAAUUAUUAUUUAGGCCCUGACAAUCAAAGCAAUUCCUUAAGUUUAACAAAAAGUGAAUACUUUGAAAAAUUUGCUGCUAAUGAAUUAAUUGAAAGUUUAUUAAAACUUAUUUGCUCAGAUGAUAUAAAGGAAUCAAUUGUUGCAUUUAAAAUAUCGUUGCCAUUGAUUAUGGAUAAAUGGGAAAUUAGUAGAAUAUUAACUCCGAAACUUUAUGGUCCUUUAUUGAAUUCAUUAUUUCAUAAUUCAAAUAAUGAAGAGUUAAUGGCCGUUGGUUUGUCUUUUUUUAAUGAUAUUGAGCCAUUUUAUAUCUGGGCUGAUAUAUUUAAAACUUUGUUAAAUGAUGACGAAAAUAUGUUGAAUAUUGUUGAAUUUGUUUUGAAAGAGUUUAGUAUAAAUGAAGAGGAUCUGGUAGUUUUACAUGCUCCAUUUGCAAUGAUUGCACUUUUAGCCAACACUCAAAUCACAUCGAAAAAGAUUGAGCUAAUACAAAUGCUAAUAAAAAUUAUUCCCAAACAACUUUAUAUAAUCAAAUUACAAGAAAUUGACUUAAAUCAAUCAGAUGUCUUGAAACACAUUGAUCGUUGGUAUAGUGCUAAACUUGAAAAUGAAGAUCCAGAAAUUCCGUAUUCAAAAGAAGUAAUUACUAGUAUAAUUUUAAGAAUGGUUGAAAAUAUUUACCUUGAUAACAUUAAUAAUGAAACAUAUUGUAUACCAUUUGCAAUGUUAUUAUCCAAUCUAUGGUCAGAAUUAUCGAUUGAAGAUCAAAAUUGGAGAACCGAUUUAUUUAUUGAAAAAAUUUUGUCAAUUUGGAAACUGAAAUCUGAAGAAUCAGAACUUAUUAGCUCAUUGAGUGUGAGUUCAUUUAUGAAUAAGUUGAUAAAAAUUCUAAACAAUAGUCAAUUGGAAGAACUUUUGAAAAUUAUGCUUACAAAAAUGUGGUUUUCUUUACUGUCAUUAAAUCCAGCAAAUUAUCAAGUUGAAACAAUAAAGACUAUACUUGAAUUGAAAGAAUGUUUCCCGGUUGAUAAAUUAAUUGCAGCUAUUUCAGAGCUUUUCAUGGAGACUCCAAAGUCUAGACAAGUCCUUAGCUUAAAAAGAUUGUGGAUCCACUCCGAAAGUGAUACAUUUAGUGACAAGAUUAUUGAAAAACCAAUUCAGUUAAUGAUUGAAGGAAUUUCAGUUGAUGAUCAACUCAAUUACGCGGCACUUGUAAAUUUUAUAAGGGAAAUUAUAAAAAGUGGAACAGCUGAUAGGUUAUGGAAAAUACUAUUCAAUCCUUUUUCAAAAUUGAAGUUUAAUGUAAUAGCUACUUCUGAUAAUGACUUCAAUUAUUUUGCAUAUCAGCUAGACAUAUUAAUUAAAUUGUUAAAUAUGGACAAAAAAAUGAUAAGAGAAAGUCUUGUUUAUGAAGUUAGCAAUGAAAUCAUGAUAAUUGAUAUUGAUCAAACUUUGGCAACCACAAACGUAGAGGACCUCAACUUCAAAGCUUUACUUCAUAUCAUUAUAAAAAAGUUUUUGGGUAUGGAUUUACCGAACCAAUUGAAUGUGCAAGAGUUAAACUCAGGCUAUUCUCAUUGGUUAUCUAGUUGUUUGGAGCUUUUGCUGUUGAUAACAACGGGUACAGAACAAAAUUUCAUGGAAAUUUUAAUUGAGCUAAUAGGAUUUUGUGUUAAAUUUUUGAAAUCAAGUUAUGAAGCAGUUGUCUAUGAAGAUAUACUACUUAAGUCUACUAGUGUCAUUUUUGUGUUAUUAGAAAAAGCUCAUAAUUUAAAACUUAAUUUAAAUUUAUUGCACGUUGAAGAACUGAAAAAAGAGCCUAUUUUGAUUAAUUUAAUAGCUUUGGGGAUUGAUAAAUGUGUAACUUCAGAAUUGCUUCAAAACUGGAUAUCCUUACUUAUCAAAUGUUUGUAUCUUUUUGAAGAUUCAGUGUUUAGUGUUUUAUUCAACUUGAAUGAAGUUUUACUUAAAAAAUUGUCCAAGUUAUUCAAUACGCUAUCAUCUUGGGAAGCAUUUAAUGAUGAUAAAUAUUUUGAAAAUUCCAUAUAUAUUUUAUUCGAUGGAUUAGAGGAUUUGUUGUCAAUAAGUCAUAGCUAUAUAUUAAGCUCCAAUUAUAAACAUCAAAAUGAAAGGCAAAAUAAUCAUGAAAAUGGAUUUCUUAAUACAAUGAUUCAAGGUGUUUUUCAAAUCGAGUCUCCAACAAUGCAAAAUAAUGAUCAAAACGUUUUAUAUUCGGUGUUAAUGGCUAUUCAUGAUGCUGUGGAUUUAAGUUACAGAAUUUGGGUUUGGUCAGAUUCAAACCAUACAUUACCAAUUAAUAGUGAAUUAUAUUCAGAAAGAUCCAUGAUUUAUAUUGCACAUAAACUUAAAUUUAGAACUAAAAAACUAUUAGAAUGUUUAAUGAGUCUUGAACGACGUGAGGUUACAGAAACAUUAAUUGAAGUCACACAAUUCAAUCAGUCUACGAUUAAAUUGUUAAAUAUAUUGGAUGGUGGUAGAUCACAACGGACUGUAGUUUCUUUAUACAAUUCCAUAAUUAUAAGAUGCAAAUCAGAUUCGGCACAACAUAUGAAAAAUACAUUAUUAGUCUCAAAACUAUCUGCCAAAGAUGUAUCCAACUUUUUAGUUGCUUUUUUUGAAUAUGUGGAUAAUGAUGUUAUCUUGGAUGUUUGGGAAUCAACCACCGAUUUUUUGAAAAGUGUUAUUAACAAUUCUGAAAAUUUUGAUAUUGUUUGCAUUGAUAGUCUAAAAAUAAGUCAAAGAAUUGCAUCCAAGUUAAGUUUAAACAAAUCAAAUGAAUUGAAACAGAAGAAGGAUCUACAUGAUAUAUUUUACAAGCUUUUUCUGCAGACAAUCUCAUCAAUUAGCACAAAGAUUGAUGUUGAAGCAACGAAUACACUUGAAGAAGUUUCUGAAAUAAUUCCAUUGGUCAGUAAAGUAUUGCAAGAUCCUGAGAAAAUUAAUCUGCUAUCAAACUCAAUAUUAUCCACUUGUAUACUUCCCAAAGUCAAACUGAAAAAAAUUACAGAAUUAAAUGAUGCAGAAUUACACUUGUUGGACAAUUUAGGUUUGUACAUGAUGUCCAAAAGUUGGAAACUUGCUAUAAUAGAUAUUUUCACGAGUAACGAGUUGUUUGCUAUUAGCUUAUAUACAAAUUCGAUUUGGAAUUCUAUUUUUAGUUGUUGGAUAACGUCAGAUAAGGAAAAGUUUACUGAUUUGAUAUCAAAAAUUACUGCAUCUUCGAGUGCUUCACCCGGUGGUUUGUUUACUUGGAAUGAGAGUUCUGAAAUUGAAGCACGAAUUAAUGCAAUCAAAAGAAUCUCGUAUUUGAUUUUGAUACAACCUAAUGAUUUUUUUUUGAAUAAUUUUGAGUCUUUAUUUAACAAAAUUGAUCUACUUUUAAGAGAAAAUUGUCCUAAAAGUAUCAAGUCGGCAAUUUUGACUUUAAUUAAGGCUAUUACAUUAAAGUUCAGUGAAAUACAUUUGUUAUCAAAGUGGACUGUUAUCGUUCAUGAAUUGAUAUCUGUUUUUGAACCACUUUCUACUGGAUCAUUAAAGGAACUUUUAUCAUUACCCAAAGAAGAUUUGAAACAUAUUUUAUUUGGCUGUAAACUAUUGGAUCAGUUGUUGCUGUUUAGUUUUGAUGAGUUUAAUUUGAGUAGAUGGUUAUUUGUUAGCACUGGUUCUAAUGUGGUUAAGGAAGUCAAUGUUGAAAAUUCAAAUUCGUUAAUAGAUACAAUUGCUUCAUUGCAUGAUUUUACAAUUUUAAAGGAUGAUCCAUUACCAAUAGAUCAAUCAACUACAAGUGAAUUGAGACCAUUAUUAGGUAGAAUUAAAAACAUUGAUCUGAUUACUCAAUUAAGACUUUAUUUUGAGUCAUUGAGUUUAAUUAGUUACGAAAGAAGGUAUAGUUUAAAGAAUCCAAGCAUUGAUUCCUUCAUCAAUGACACGCUUAAUGAUUUAUUAAACUAAUAUAUAGUAAAGUAAUAUAUGUCAAUUAGUUGAAGUAAUUUUUCGCAUUGCGCAUAAAAAAAUCAAUGAUUUUAAAAUCUCCAAAGUUGAAUGAAGAAGAAUUCGACGAUACAGAUAUAGAAUCAUACUUACCAGUUGAGAAAUUGUUAAAUAAUUUGGAACCAACUUUUUCAAAAUUCAGAAGUAAUCAAACUUUAAAGGAUGGACCCACUACAAAUAUCCCACACUCAAUUUAUUCAUCACCAUCCAAUAUUAAAUUCAAUAGCCAAUUUCAAGAAAACAUAGAUCAUGAAGAUAGUCUACGAUGUAAUCAAAAGGUGAAUGAUAAGAACAGACUUACUCCUGUUGUAUCAUCUACUAUCAAAAAUAAUGACAAUAAUGUAGAUCAUAAUUCAAGAGACCAAUUAUUCCAGAGAAUAAAUUUAACUUUAAAAACAGCAUUAGAGCCUAUAAAGCCGCAGUCUGAGCACGAAAAUGUGAAUACUAAAAGCUUAGAUUUUGUUGAUGAGGAAGAGCCCGAAAUUAAGGACAAAUCGAGUUCUAUUUUUCCAUCUUAUACACCGACUAGGGCAAAUUUUCAAACAAACCUGAAAAAUAUUUCAAGUGCAGAUCUCGAAUCAAAUCUUAUAUGGUGGCCGUCUCAUAAAUGGGCCAAAUUGAAAAAAAUAGUUAUUCUGAAUCAAAUUGGAAGAGUUGAAGCAAUAAAUAGCUCCUUAUUAAUGAAGGAAUUAGAAUGUGGUUCAAAACAAGAAUUGAAAACAAGAUAUGAUUUUCUUUUAACAUUCAUGAAUCAAAAUAAAUAG
This is a messenger RNA of Insectozyma verbasci, 5753 nucleotides long. The record is from the annotation of a GenBank genome assembly. NCBI's taxonomy places the organism in Eukaryota, Fungi, Ascomycota, Pichiomycetes, Serinales, Debaryomycetaceae.